Messenger RNA from Rhinopithecus roxellana (golden snub-nosed monkey), 2534 nucleotides. RefSeq names its product mediator of RNA polymerase II transcription subunit 12-like protein. Lineage: Eukaryota; Metazoa; Chordata; Mammalia; Primates; Cercopithecidae. Bases 264 to 2534 code for a protein of 756 amino acids. Gene Ontology annotation, molecular function: transcription coactivator activity. The transcript has 16 exons. The record is from RefSeq and is a predicted model, not a curated record. Gene Ontology annotation, biological process: regulation of transcription by RNA polymerase II. Gene Ontology annotation, cellular component: mediator complex.
CGGGCGAAGCAGAUACCUCACAAAUAAAAUCAUAAUCCAAUUCCCCCAUCCCAACCCGAAUGAUGGAGGCUGCGGCGGCCGGAGUGACCCCGCCGCUGCCAGCCCCAGCCCGCUAGCCGCGGACCAACAGCGCCACAGCGAGCGAGCGAGCGAGCGAGGAGGGGGAGAGAGGGAGUCUGUCUGCAAAGUGCUGCUCCCUGGUGCUCAGAGGCGGCUGCUCCAGCUCCAACUCUCAUUCAUUUCGCCGGUUAACAUGAGAGAUCAUGGCCGCCUUCGGGCUUCUCAGCUAUGAGCAGAGACCGCUGAAGCGCCCCCGGCUCGGGCCGCCCGACGUCUACCCACAGGACCCCAAGCAGAAGGAGGAUGAACUUACUGCUGUGAAUGUAAAGCAAGGCUUCAAUAAUCAGCCAGCCUUCACUGGAGAUGAACAUGGCUCAGCUAGAAAUAUUGUAAUUAACCCAUCAAAGAUUGGAGCUUAUUUUAGCAGCAUAUUAGCUGAGAAACUGAAGCUUAACACUUUCCAGGACACGGGAAAGAAGAAACCACAAGUUAAUGCUAAAGAUAAUUAUUGGCUGGUUACUGCUCGAUCCCAGAGUGCAAUUCAUAGUUGGUUUUCUGACUUAGCAGGAAAUAAGCCGCUUUCUAUUUUGGCAAAAAAGGUUCCUAUCCUUAGUAAAAAAGAGGAUGUUUUUGCAUAUUUAGCUAAAUAUUCUGUGCCAAUGGUUCGAGCAACGUGGUUGAUCAAGAUGACUUGUGCCUAUUAUUCUGCUAUAUCUGAAGCUAAAAUUAAGAAACGUCAGGCUCCUGAUCCGAAUUUGGAGUGGACACAGAUAUCUACCAGAUAUCUUCGAGAGCAGUUGGCCAAGAUUUCUGACUUUUACCACAUGGCCUCCAGCACGGGUGAUGGCCCUGUCCCUGUGCCACCAGAGGUGGAACAAGCCAUGAAGCAAUGGGAAUACAAUGAAAAGCUAGCAUUUCACAUGUUCCAGGAAGGAAUGCUAGAAAAACACGAAUAUUUGACAUGGAUCCUGGAUGUUUUAGAAAAGAUCAGACCAAUGGAUGAUGAUCUUCUUAAACUCUUGCUACCACUAAUGCUGCAGUAUUCAGAUGAGUUUGUUCAGUCGGCCUACCUGUCUCGUCGUCUUGCCUACUUUUGUGCCCGGCGUCUUUCCUUGCUGCUGAGCGAUAGCCCCAACCUCCUUGCUGCCCACUCACCCCACAUGAUGAUAGGACCAAACAACUCGAGUAUCGGGGCCCCCAGCCCUGGCCCCCCCGGCCCUGGCAUGAGCCCCGUGCAGCUGGCCUUCUCAGAUUUUCUUUCCUGUGCACAGCAUGGUCCCCUGGUUUAUGGACUUAGUUGUAUGUUGCAGACUGUCACUCUCUGUUGCCCAAGUGCCUUGGUGUGGAAUUAUUCCACAAAUGAAAAUAAGAGCGCAAACCCAGGCUCACCCCUGGAUCUGCUACAGGUGGCCCCUUCUAGCCUCCCCAUGCCGGGUGGGAACACGGCUUUCAAUCAGCAGGUUCGGGCAAGGAUUUAUGAAGUAGAACAACAGAUAAAACAAAGAGGCCGUGCAGUGGAAGUUCGGUGGUCAUUUGACAAGUGCCAAGAAUCCACAGCAGGGGUGACUAUUAGUCGGGUUUUGCACACGUUGGAAGUUUUGGAUCGUCACUGUUUUGACCGAACUGAUUCCAGCAAUUCAAUGGAGACACUUUAUCAUAAGAUUUUCUGGGCAAACCAAAACAAAGAUAACCAAGAGGUUGCGCCCAACGAUGAAGCUGUGGUGACGCUGUUAUGUGAAUGGGCCGUGAGCUGCAAACGGUCUGGCAAGCACAGGGCCAUGGCUGUGGCAAAACUCCUGGAGAAGAGGCAAGCAGAAAUUGAGGCAGAGAGAUGUGGUGAAUCAGAAGUCUUAGAUGAGAAGGAGUCUAUUUCUUCAUCCUCUCUUGCUGGAUCCAGUUUGCCUGUUUUCCAGAAUGUGCUGUUAAGGUUUUUAGAUACACAGGCCCCCUCUUUGUCGGACCCAAACAGUGAAUGUGAAAAGGUGGAAUUUGUGAACCUGGUGCUGCUCUUCUGCGAGUUCAUCCGCCAUGACGUCUUCUCCCAUGACGCAUACAUGUGUACCCUCAUAUCUCGAGGAGAUUUGUCAGUCACUGCCUCAACCCGGCCGCGGUCACCAGCAGGGGAAAAUGCAGACGAACACUAUUCAAAGGACCAUGAUGUAAAAAUGGAGGAACAGAGUAUUAUGGCGCAUAUGGGCAUUGACUCAGGAACCACUAACAUUUUUGAUGAAGUAGACAAGAGUGACUUUAAAACUGACUUUGGUUCGGAAUUUCCAAUUUUUUCUCCUAUGCCUGGAGAGUCCUGUGAGAAUGCCAACACUUCCUUGGGCAGAAGAAUGUCAGUUAAUUGUGAGAAGUUGGUGAAGAGGGAAAAGCCAAGGGAAUUAAUUUUUCCAUCCAAUUAUGACCUCCUUCGCCACUUACAGUAUGCAACACAUUUUCCUAUACCUCUGGUAAGUCAUUGCUUCAGUUAA